CAGGCGCUUCAGCAUCUGGACAUGUGCUACAACCAGAUCUAUGACCGAGGUGGUUUCGCCCUGGCUGAAGCCUUGAAGCACAACCGCACACUGCAAGACCUGCUGCUGCGCACCAACCAGCUGGGAGAUGCAGGUGUAUCUGCUCUAGCCGAGUCGCUGCAGAAGAAUCGUACUUUGCAGUACCUGGCAUUGGACAACAACCAAAUCUCCCAGUUGGGCGUGGCAGCGUUGGCAAAGACCUUGCACAAGAACCGGGUCAUGCAGCAGUUGUCCCUGGAUUUGAAUUGCAUGAAGGAUCAAGGUGCAGCCCAGCUUGCGCAAGCAUUGACACACAAUCGCAGUCUGUUGAUCUUGCGGGUGUGUUCCAACGAGAUCGGAGAGGAAGGUGCUGUGGCAUUGGCAGAUGCCUUGCGGCAGAAUUGCAGCCUACAGCAUUUGGCCGCCAGUUCCAACGACUUCGGCCAGCACGGUGCCACGGCGCUGGGCAGCGCCCUUCGGGAGAACCGGCACCUGCAGGUGCUGGACGUGCGGAUGAACCACAUCGGAGACCCGGGAGUCAUUGCACUGGCAGAGGCUCUCAGAACCAAUCAGACCUUGCAGCAGCUGUCAGUUGGGAACAACCAGAUCCAACGGCACGGAGCUGAAGCGUUGGCGGAGGUUUUGAAGGAAAACCGAAGCUUGCAGAGCCUCGAUGUACGGUUCAAUGACCUCGGGGACAUUGGCACAACUGCUCUCACCAAUGCUUUGAAGGAGAACACCACCUUGCAGAACCUGGGAGUUGCCUCAACGGAACUGGGACAGUUUGGCCGUGCCACAGUGUCAGAGUUGUUGGAGAAGCGUUUGCUGGCCCGCAACCAUUGCACCAACUUCGCUGCAUCCCGCAAGACGCAUCGGCACCAAUCGCAGAACUGCCAUAUCCAAUAGGCGAGCUUUCUGAUCAGGAGUGGGUGUUUCUGAGCAGUGGCCGCAGAGAAAUUCGAUGAAAUUCGCUGAGCAAGGGGCAGCAAGAUCAGAAAAGGAAGGUGAUUCAUAG
Cladocopium goreaui is the source of this 1033-nucleotide messenger RNA. The record is from the annotation of a GenBank genome assembly. Lineage: Eukaryota; Dinophyceae; Suessiales; Symbiodiniaceae.